AUGGAUCAAUCUUUGUCAUAUACCUGCAAACGUUGUAAACACCCUUUAAAAAUAGAUGAAUCUCUUGCCGAUCUUAAUACAGCGUCGGUAGACCUUUUACUCGCUCCACUUCACACUCGUUUUUCAGAGACAUUAACAGACGAUCCAAAAAAAGUAUCAAAACGAGUUGUCAAUAAAGAUAAAGAAGUUGAUUUAAAUGGAAUUCAGAUCACAAAUGCACUCUCUGCACCUUCUUCGAUACCACGACCGCCACCUAAUGGAAUUCAUAAUAACAGGGAAUCAUUUUUAGCACCGACAGAAUCAUAUGUGAUGUUAUCACGUUCGCAAGUGUAUCCUACAACAAAUGAUCAAUUAUCAUCAGAAUUCGGUAAUAUAAACAUGAGUGUAGAUGAUAGACAAAGGACUAGUCUUAAUUAUCGACUUAAAGUUGCAAACCGUCUUUUUGAUAUCAUGUCAUCCAAGUCAGAAUUAAAUCAUCCUAUGUGUCACGAAUGUACGGAUUUACUUCUGGAUAGUUUAAGCAAACAAUUGACGGAUUCUUCUCGAGAACGAGAUUGUUACAUAGAUUUUUUAAAAAAAGUUAAUGUUAAUGUUAUAAGUGAUGAAGAAGAGAAAAAAUUGCAAAAGGAAAUUGAAGAGGCAAGUCAUUCAAAAGAAAUUGAACGAGAACGGGAAGAAAUGAAGAAGGAAUUAGCAGCAUUGGAAGAGGAGGCAGAAGAACUUGACAAACUUGAAGAAAGUUAUUGGCAAGAAUUCAAUGAUUUCCAUAUUCAGUUACAAACAUUCCAAAAUGAAAGAGAUAGUGUUAAUUUAAAAUAUGAUCAUGAUGCCAAACAAUUGGAAAAACUUCAGAAGACAAAUGUAUAUAAUGAUACAUUUUGUAUUGGGCAUGAUGGUCAUUUUGGUACAAUUAAUGGGUUUAGACUAGGUCGUUUACCAAACCAAAUGGUUGAUUGGAGCGAAAUUAAUGCAGCAUGGGGACAAACACUUUUAUUAUUAGCUACUAUUGCUAAUAAACUUAAUUUUACAUUCAAAACUUAUCGAUUAAUUCCUUUGGGAUCAUUUUCGAAAAUUGAAAAAAUCGAAGGCGAAAAAACAACUUAUGAAUUAUUAUUUCAAAAUCGACGUUUUGAUUUAUCGAUGGUGGCAUUUUUGAAUUGCUUGCAACAAUUGGGAGAUUAUGCGGAAAAACAAGAUCAUAACCUAAAGUUGCCAUAUCGAAUCAAUAAAGAUAAAAUUGGAGAUGCGUCGAUAAGAUUACAAUUUAACCAAGACGAGGCUUGGACAAAGGCUCUUAAAUAUACUUUAACAAAUACAAAAUGGAUUUUAGCAUAUGCCUCAUCAUCAAGUCACGAUUGGGGAAAACAUAAAUCAAGUUCAUUUCCUAGAUAA
Diversispora eburnea is the source of this 1392-nucleotide messenger RNA. The record is from the annotation of a GenBank genome assembly. NCBI's taxonomy places the organism in Eukaryota, Fungi, Glomeromycota, Glomeromycetes, Diversisporales, Diversisporaceae.